CGAGGUAAUAAAGGAUGGAACUAUUCUUAGCUCGUCCUGAGUGUUAACCAUUUCAACAUUUGUUAUUUAUGCGAGAUAUUUUUUUGACGAAGUAUGAAAAACAUUUAAUUUGAACAACUUUUCUCAUAUUUACUUUAAAAUAUUUUACCAAAGAUGACUGCAGAGAUUUUUGAAAAGAGUGACGAGAAGUUCUACAAUGAUGGAGCUAAUUAUUGGUCAGAAAUUCCUGCUACAGUGGAUGGUAUGCUUGGCGGCUUCGGUUUCGUUUCCCAGAUAGAUAUCAAAGAUUCUAAAAUGCUACUGAAGCACUUGUUUAAUUCGAAAGUUCCACCUGAUAGACAAUAUGCCUUAGACUGCGGAGCAGGUAUAGGUCGAAUAACAAAAUUCUUAUUAACUGAUUUGUUUGAGAAAGUAGAUUUAGUAGAACAGAACCCUGUAUUUCUCGAACAAGCAAAGAAUUAUAUGGGAAACAAAAUUUCUAAAGUGAUCAAUUUUUACCCAGAAGGAUUGCAACAUUUUCAUCCACAACCGAUGAAGUAUGAUGUUAUUUGGAUUCAGUGGGUGUUGGGCCAUCUAACUGAUAACGAUUUAAUAAAUUUCCUCUUGUCUUGCCAGGACGGGUUAAGACCCAACGGUGUAAUUAUAGUAAAGGAAAACAUAACCUCAACGGAUGAUAUUGAAAUGGAUCGUCAGGAUUCAUCAGUUACUAGACCCAUGUGGUUGUUUCGACGGAUAUUUGAUAAAGCGAAUUUGGAAUGCUAUAGACAAGUAAAACAGCGAAAUUUCCCUAAGGGGUUAUAUUCUGUGUAUAUGUUUGUACUUAAACCAAGGAAAGAAAACUCUUUAGAACCAGAAUGUAUUAGUAAAGUUCCGUUAUCUAAGGACGGUUCUGAAACUACGGAAAUUAGUUGUGAUGGGAGUAAUAUUCAAGAGGAAAAUCGAGACUCUGAUAACUCUUCUUAAGGACAUACGAAUUCAAAUUUUACGAUGACAGCUAAAACAAGUUAUUGUACCAAAUGAAUUUUUAGCAGCAUAAUUCAUUAUGAUUAUUUUAAUUUAUUUAUGUAAAUUAUUUUUUUAUUAAA
This is a messenger RNA of Anoplophora glabripennis (Asian longhorned beetle), 1085 nucleotides long. RefSeq names its product N-terminal Xaa-Pro-Lys N-methyltransferase 1. Gene Ontology annotation, cellular component: cytoplasm. Gene Ontology annotation, molecular function: N-terminal protein N-methyltransferase activity. NCBI's taxonomy places the organism in Eukaryota, Metazoa, Arthropoda, Insecta, Coleoptera, Cerambycidae. Gene Ontology annotation, biological process: N-terminal protein amino acid methylation. The record is from RefSeq and is a predicted model, not a curated record. The transcript has 3 exons. The coding region runs from base 154 to 963 and encodes 269 amino acids.